Dracunculus medinensis (Guinea worm) is the source of this 375-nucleotide messenger RNA. Lineage: Eukaryota; Metazoa; Nematoda; Chromadorea; Rhabditida; Dracunculidae. The record is from the annotation of a GenBank genome assembly.
AUGCCGAGGGCAAGUCGAAUAGUACGAGUAAGUCGUUAUCUUCGUGCAUUACCUCGCUUUCUUUGGAAUGAAUAUCCGGAACAAGUAGUUGCUGCAUCCACAUUUGGUGUUGGUGGUCUUGUUGCAUUUGCUUAUAAAAUUUCCAUUUAUAGUGAUGAAAAAGUAACGCGUCCAUAUUACCGUGGUUCUUAUGAGGUUGUUCGACCUGAUGACCCUUUGGCUCUUAUUUGGAGGAAACCUGAGUUGCAUUAUAUUUUUCGCUUAUUUGAAGGUUUUCAAACAUUUCAGGAUUAUCCUGCGCCUUAUUUAUCGAAUCGUGAAAAUGCUACUUCUGCUUCUUAUAAGAAAGAUUAUGGAUGGCGAGCUAAUAUUUAA